Molecule: messenger RNA, 265 nt
Organism: Racocetra persica
Lineage: Eukaryota; Fungi; Glomeromycota; Glomeromycetes; Diversisporales; Gigasporaceae
Source: the annotation of a GenBank genome assembly
UAUGAACGAUCACAUAAGUCAAUUGUGCCAAUUUGCUAUGAAGAACAUUGUAAACAUAUUUUUGAUUUCACUGUUCUUUUUUGGGAUUUCAAGUAUGGAUUGAUAGAAACUUCUAAAAUAGUAUGCCAACUUCAAGAUGAGGAUAAUAACAAUUUGUUUGAAUUAUCCAAACUUUUCAGUAGUCUUUCAGAAUUCUCGGUCACUCCAAAUAAAGAAAAAUACAAACUCGGUAUUAAAAAUACAAACGAAGAUAGUGAUCCUGACA